Molecule: messenger RNA, 687 nt
Organism: Dovyalis caffra
Lineage: Eukaryota; Viridiplantae; Streptophyta; Magnoliopsida; Malpighiales; Salicaceae
Source: the annotation of a GenBank genome assembly
AUGGUUCCUCAACGAAGCCCUGCUUACUGCAAAUGGCUCAAAGGAAGAUGGAAAGUGUGUAGCAUUGGUGAAGUUGAAGAAGCUGAGGCGGUACUUAUGCUUGUUCCCAUAUUUAGUGCAUGCUUGAUAUAUGCUAUUGUUUUUGCACAGUCCUCGACUUUCUUUGAUAAGCAAGGAGCAACCAUGGAAAGAUCAAUUUCACCAGGUCUUGAAAUUUUCGCGGCAUCACUUCAAUCCCUCAUUUCCCUUUCCAUUGUUGUUCUUAUUCCAGUCUACGACUCUUUCUUUAUUCCUAUGGCAAGAGCUAUAACCAGGAAACCUUCUGGCCUUACAAUGCUUCAGAGAAUUGGAACUAGGAUGUUUUUAUCUGCUCUGUCUAUGGUCCCAAGUGAAUUGAGGAGUGUUGGUCUUUCACUCUACCUUAGUAUCUGUGGUGUUGGAAACUUUCUAAGCAGUUUUCUUAUCUCUGCCAUUGAAAGGGCAACUGGUGGGGAUAGUUAUGAUUGCCGGUUUGCUAAUAACCUGAAUCAGGCUCAUCUUGGAUUACUUUUAUUGGCUAUUGGCUGGACUAAGUGCUGUCCAGUUUUUCAAAGUCCUACAUUUAUAACAGGGGACGCACAAGAUAAAAGCACCGAUUCUUCACUUGUUUUUCUGCAAAUUCUUCAUAAGCUCACAAUGUUUGACUAA